Molecule: messenger RNA, 3429 nt
Organism: Drechmeria coniospora
Lineage: Eukaryota; Fungi; Ascomycota; Sordariomycetes; Hypocreales; Ophiocordycipitaceae
Product: dDENN domain protein
Exons: 3
Coding region: 1-3429 (1142 amino acids)
Biological process (GO): regulation of Rab protein signal transduction
Cellular component (GO): cytoplasmic vesicle
Source: RefSeq, a predicted model, not a curated record
AUGGAGGGCUCCUCGACCCCUCUGGCGGACUAUUUCUGGAUCGCUGGAGUAGAGGCGAUAUCCUACGACGAUGCUGCCCCGCAUUCGCUCGCCGUCCCCGUCGAGUCGACCAUCACCGAGGAUGGAGAGCCCGACGAGUUGCGGACAAACGGCAACGACCAGCACAGGAUGGCGAGAGCCCGCCACUCGCGCCAGAGCUCGGCCAAUCGUCUAUCCAAGGUGUCGCUGGACGGCCGGUCCUCCGUCAACACCCUCGACGAGCUCGAAGGCAACACCAAGAGCAACAGGAGCAGCGCGACGAUAAGGCCCGUCAAACCCUCGGGCUCGAGCAGCGUCUCCAACGGUGCCGCCGUCGAGCCGGCAUCCGCUCACCUCAUGGCCGACUUCGACUUCGACAAGGCCUUGUUCAAGUUUGCCGCCGAGCGGGAGCAUUUCCUCGAGGACCUCUCCUUCUCCGCAGGCGCCAAAACCCAGGCGCGUCCCCCCAUGGUGAACCCUCGCGCCGGCCGCAUCCGUGCCGAAGACAACGCCGCCAGCGGCCGGGUGAGCCCGCUGAGGAGCAUCAAGGGCAGCAUUCGCCGCAAGAUGAGCUUCAGGGACAUGAGCAGCCUGCGCAAGCAGCCCUCCUCCGCGAGGCCCGGCGCUUCCGCCAGAGCAGCUUCCGUUCGCACCGCCAAACGCCUGAGCAACUACAACUCGGUCAUGCCGCCGCCCGAGCCCUUGAACCUUGACCCCGACAUGCACCCCCUCAAACGUCGGUUCGAGCCGGUGCUUCUCGAUCGGUACCCGCCGAGGUCGGCGACCGAGGAGAUCCCCAGGCGCGGCAAAUUCCCCGACUACGUUCCCAUGUUCGCCUUCCCCAACGACAUUCAAAUCGUCUCCUCCGACGAGCGACCGAGGUCGACCUGGCACGGCUUCACCAUGACGUCCGAGGAUAACGCCAAGCUGUACGGCAUUACCAUCAUCAUAUGGACCGCCUUGACCGCCGACGUGGCCGACGUCGUCGAGAUCAAGUGCGAGCAGUGGCGCCAGAGCCACAUGUCCAACGAGGAGCGGGAGCUGGCCGCCAGCCUGGGCGUGCGCCUGGCCAAGGAGCGAUCGCACCUCUCGCACCUCCUGUCGAAGCUGCCGACCAUCCCUUCGGGCGCCCCCGCGAGGGACAGGCUCGAGGACGAGAUCAGCAGCGUCGAGGAGAAGAUCUCCCUCAUGACCGACAUGCUGCGCCCGCUCAGGCACGGUGCCGCCUCCAAGAUCGACGGCCUCACCGCCGGCGAGAGCGGCCUCUGGAUACCGCGCGCCUACGGCGUCCUCGGCCGCGAUGCCGCCAACAUGGCCUUCUGGAAGGAGUGGCUCAAGUCGAUUCUCGUCCCCAUGAUGGACGGCACCGUCCUGCGCAUCCCCCCGAGCUCUCCCGUCGUCGGCCGCUGGCAGCCGCUGGAGCGCUACGUCGUCAACCUCUGCACCGAGGCCUUCAGCCCCCUCGGCUCCAAGACCCAGGUCGAGCUCGGCGUGAGGGACCUGCGGCUGUACUCGCGCAAGGAGGCCGCCAACGAGCUCCCCGGAUCCAGGACCAUCGACCUCUACGCGCUCUUCAGGUGCCUCUCGCUCGAGAACAUCAUCGCCCUGUUCGAGUACGCCAUGUCGGAAUCCAGGAUCAUCUUCCUCUCCUCUCACACGAGCAUGCUGCACCUCGCCUGUCACGGCUUGGCGAGCCUCCUUUACCCCUUCGCCUGGGCAAGCAUCUUCAUCCCCGUCCUGCCCGCGAGGCUCAUCUCGGCCCUCGAAGCCCCUUGUCCUUACAUUGUCGGAAUCGAGCGCCGGUACGACCGCAUAGAGCUGCCCGAGGACGACUACGUGCUCGUCGACCUCGACAAGGAUGCCAUCGAUGCCACCUCGCAGCCUCACCGGCUGCCGAGACAGCAUCGACGAAAGCUCAUGUCGCUCCUGCAAGUCGCCGCCCCUCACACCCUGCGCUACGGCGUCGCUGUCGGGCCGCCGCCGUACGCGAUCGAGUCCUACCCGUACGAUUCCUUCUCGUCCGAAAACCGCACCGUCUUCACCCCGUCCGCGCCUCCCUCAACCCUGGGCAAGUGGGUUUCCCAGAACUCAUCCAGCUUCGGCGAUGCCGACCCGGCCGAUCAAAUUCACCCUCCAGUCUUCAACGCCUUCACCAUCUCCGCCUCCGCCGCGGACGCCGCCGUCAAGUCUGACCGGCCCGGGACCGGGAAGUCCAGCCGGACGAGCCCACAGUCUUCUGUCUCGCCCGUCUCCACCAUCUUCCCGCCAAUGCCCACGACGCCCCUGUCGAAGAGCGACUCUGGAUUUGCUCUGACGGUCACGCUGCGCGAGAAGCGAUCCGGACACUUCGAAAUCGACAAGGGUGGUCGUCGAAGCUCGUCGUUUGGCCUCGACAAAUUCCACCCAGCCCACCGCCCGAGCUUGCCCUUCCUGACAGGCCAUCAACCGAAUGCUUCCAUCUCCGGCAUCUCGGUUGAUACAAUGACGUCACUCGGAGGCGGUUACGCGCCCUCGACGUACGCGCAGUCGACGCUGGCUGCGUCGACCAUCAUGCCUAGCAUGCAGAUACAGCCUGUGCGGAACACGGAGACCACGGUCUGGGUCGAAGGCCACUGCUUCGGCCUCAAUUCCAGGGACGUGUCUUCGACGUGCACCAUUUGCGACGACAAAUCCGAGGGAGACGGCAUCUAUCAGUGCAACUCCUGCAAUAUCUUCGCCCACGGCAGGUGCCUCGGUCAAGUUUCGCUCGUCUGCCCGGAGGCCUUUCACGAAGACCGUGUUCGAGCCGCUUUCGUGCGAUGCAUGGCUAGUCUGCUCUACACGUACCGAAAGUAUCUCGGUCGGCCAUCGAAGCAGCAGAAGAGCAAUGGUCAGCUGUACGCCUUUGACAUGGAUGGCUUUGUCAAGAGCCUGCCGUACGAUCAGCAGGAGUACACGGUGAUGCUGCGGGACACGCAAGCGUUUAAUGAAUUCAUACAUCAACGCGAGACGAAACCGCCGACCGACUCGGCGAUACGCGUCUUUGAUGAAAUCAUCAUCGCCAAGCGGGCCCGUGGCCGAUCUGGCCUUUCCUCGGGACUGUCUCGUCUCUCGACCAUCCGAGCCUCGCACCCACCGUCGGCGAAUGCAUGGGUCACGUCAACGCCGCCCCGGACCCCAACCAGCAAGCGCCCAAGCUUCCUGACGGAAACAUCGGACCAUAUCUGGCGAACGGCAUCUGUGCCCCUGCCCAAGGGCAACUUCCCUGGAGAAUACCGCUCCGUCGUCACGCGCAUACCAUCCAGACUCGACUGCACCCUGAUGCGCGAGCCUCGUGCCAUUCAAGGAGUUCCGCGCAUGGAGCAACGCGGUGCAAGGGGUCUCAUCCGCAAGCAAGUUCCCAGCAUGCUCGGCACGACACCCCCCUCAUGA